Molecule: messenger RNA, 352 nt
Organism: Funneliformis geosporum
Lineage: Eukaryota; Fungi; Glomeromycota; Glomeromycetes; Glomerales; Glomeraceae
Source: the annotation of a GenBank genome assembly
UUGUUGAACCAAGUCCUACUCCAGUCUCUACUCCUAAUUCUCUAGUUGUUGAACCAAGUCUUACACCCUCUUCUGCUGAUAUUUCCAGUUUGCCACUUAAUAAAUCAAAUAAACGGUCAUCAGUCACACCAUCUUUUGAUACUUCUGGUCCGCCAUCUAAUCCAAGAGAAAAAGGACAAAUCUGGGAUAGAAUCAUUUCUAUUAUUCAAAAUUCUGAUCUUGCAAGUUCAGCAUUAAAAAAUCGUACAAAGGCAUCAAUUCAGCAAAAAUGGGACUCACUACUUCAGAAAUAUCGUGAUAUAAAGGAUAGAAUUACAAGCACAGGUGAAGAAGCUGUUCAAAAUGACUGGGA